This is a messenger RNA of Fusarium redolens, 1887 nucleotides long. Its product is annotated as BCS1 N terminal-domain-containing protein. The transcript has a single exon. Lineage: Eukaryota; Fungi; Ascomycota; Sordariomycetes; Hypocreales; Nectriaceae. Gene Ontology annotation, molecular function: ATP binding; ATP hydrolysis activity. Gene Ontology annotation, cellular component: mitochondrial inner membrane. The record is from RefSeq and is a predicted model, not a curated record. The coding region runs from base 122 to 1576 and encodes 484 amino acids. Gene Ontology annotation, biological process: mitochondrial respiratory chain complex III assembly; protein insertion into mitochondrial inner membrane from matrix.
UCAUCACAAAGUUUUAAACCAAUCGUGCCAAUGCCUUCUCGUUGACUAUGCCGACCAGAACCAAUGUGAAAAAUUCAGUAUUGUCCUCUAGACCAUUCACACAACCACUUCUUCGCUGAAAAUGGACGAGGAAACCCUCAAGGACGCUCUCAAAAGCUUCCCGAACGCUGAAAAAACGGCACCACCCGCAGCAGCAGCUUCAGGGCUCAACAUCAACGCUCUGUUCGAGAAUCCGCUCUUCGCCGGUGGAAUUGGCCUCGCAUCAUUAGGAGCAGUUGCAGCUUUUGCACGAAAAGGCGCAAUCUCUGCACUCGGAGCAGCUCGUCGCCGUUUGCUAGUCAAUGUCGAGAUCAGCAAGCAAGAUCCCGCAUAUCCAUGGAUCCUUGCAUGGUUGUCGCAACCCCGUGAACACCCAGGCUUCAUUGCCUCUCGCCUUACACGAAUACAUAACCUCUCUGUUACAACGACGACUGCAUCUCGAACGGCUGGAGUCAGCGGACCUCAGAAUGCGCAUUUCUUUCUACAACCUGGUUUCGGACGACAUAUCGUCAAGUUCGGCAAUGCGUACAUUGCCGUGAACAGAGAAAAGCACAAUACCGCAAAUAUGAAUACGGGUGAACCACACGAGAUUGUUCAAUUGACUACUUUAUGGGCGCACCGACACGUUUUCGAGGCAGUCUUCAGCGAGGCGCACCAGUUGGCAGCAAAGGCGAAUGAGGGGAAGACUAUUGUAUACUCGGCUCGAGGAAUGGACUGGGUACCGCUGGGUGACCCAAGAAAGAAGCGCCCAUUGGGCUCAGUCAUCUUGGAUGACGGUGUCAAGGAGAGUAUUGUGGGCGACGUAAAAGACUUCUUGAACCGACAACAAUGGUAUGUGGAUCGGGGUAUUCCCUACCGAAGAGGUUAUUUGCUGUAUGGUCCUCCAGGCAGUGGAAAGACCUCGUUUAUUCAGGCUCUUGCAGGAGAGCUGGAUUUUAGUGUGGCCAUGAUCAACCUCAGCGAGAUGGGCAUGACGGAUGACAAGCUAGCAUAUCUCCUUACAAAACUACCCAAGAGGAGUUUGCUUCUGCUGGAAGAUGCAGAUGCAGCAUUCGUGAACCGACGCCAGCGAGACUCUGAUGGCUACAAUGGUGCUACUGUUACCUUCUCUGGUCUCCUUAACGCCCUUGAUGGUGUUGCUGCUGGUGAAGAGCGCAUUGCGUUCCUGACGACCAACCACGUUGAUCGCCUCGAUGCCGCGCUCAUCCGACCUGGUCGUGUAGAUUUGAUGCUUCGCAUUGGUGAGGCCACACAAUACCAGGCUGCUCAGAUGUGGGAUAGAUUCUACGGUGACGUUGACAAAGAUCACUCUGGCCGAGAACGGUUCCUUGGCCGCCUCCAAGAGCUGGGCCUGUUCGGCGUUGGACCUGACGGCAAACCAUCGAAUCGCCACACAAGCACAGCAGCGAUUCAGGGACUGUUCCUGUUCCAUAAGGACAAUAUGGAAGGAGCUAUUAAUGACGCUGAUGGUCUCAUCCCCCGGAAGUUUGAGGCUUCAGACGAGGUCCCAGAGGGAGCAAUCAAGACACCUGCAUGAAUGCAUGUGCACUUGAGAUUUGUAUGAAUAUGUAACAUAUGACUGGCUGUUUUGAUACCCUGGAUGGAGCUGAGACGAAAUCUUGUAUAGAGAUAUGUGUAUCUGUAGUGAAUAAGAGGCUUGGAAGAAUGAGUCAACCGUAGCACAAAAUUUGCGUUGCUGAAUGGAUGAAGAAAAUAUCUCUGUUAAACCCAACGACUACUGGAAAGAUGUGUCGUCCAAUUACAGACAAAAUUUCAGUUUUCCUUGUGUUUAUGUCAAGGCUCAUGACUCUAUCGUCGUUUGGAGUUUUUGGUGAAUAAAGUGUUAGC